Molecule: messenger RNA, 1638 nt
Organism: Lachancea sp. 'fantastica'
Lineage: Eukaryota; Fungi; Ascomycota; Saccharomycetes; Saccharomycetales; Saccharomycetaceae
Source: the annotation of a GenBank genome assembly
AUGCGUAUCAUAACCAACCUACUCAUAUUUGCAUCCGCGCUUUUGGUGUAUCAAGCGUUUUUCACGCCGUCAUCUCGUUUUGUGCAGUACAAGCGGGACCGCAUUGAAGCUACUUUCUUACAAUCAUGGCACGACUACGUCUCGCAUGGCUGGGACGCAGACGUCUACCACCCACUUUCAAGAAAGGGUUCUUAUAUGUAUGGAUCGACAGAAAAACCUCUAGGGUGGAUCAUCGUGGAUUCCAUCGAUAGCAUGUUCUUGAUGUACAACUCAAGCACUCAUCAUCAAGAAGAAUUCAAAGUCGAAAUUCUUCGAGCCGAACAUUGGAUCAGCACAAAACUUGACUACGAUAUAGACGUGUCUGUGUCACUUUUCGAGACCACUAUUCGCAUGCUAGGCGGUCUGCUGUCAGCUUACCAUCUAUCAAGUACAUUGGCCGUAGGCAAUCCUAAUGUGUAUUUGGAAAAGGCCAAGGAUUUGGCUGACAGAAUGCUGCCAGCAUUCCAUCACGCCAACGCCAAGAUUCCUUAUUCCAGCGUGAAUUUGCAUACGGGAGAAUCCAGGAAAAAUCAUGUGGAUAUGGGGGCAUCUUCGACUGCAGAAUUCACUACAUUGCAACUGGAAUUCAAAUAUCUAAGCGCUAUCACAGGAGACGCCAGAUAUUGGAAAGAGGUGGAAAAAGUUUACAAGCCCUUGUACGAAGAAAACCAAGUCAUUGACCGCUUCGAUGGUCUUGUACCUAUUUACACUAACCCUGACACUGCAAAAUUCUGGGGCAAUAUUAUCAGACUUGGAUCCCGAGGCGAUUCCUUCUACGAGUAUCUUCUAAAACAGUAUCUGCAGUCGGGUGAGCAAUUGUAUUACGAACUAUAUCGUGAAUCGAUAGAGGGUGUGAAACGGCACUUAGUCUCAAGAUCCAAGCCUAAUGGAUUAGUUUACAUUGGUGAAAAGGAACAUGGAUUGAAUGGUGGACUUUCGUCCAAAAUGGAUCAUUUGGUGUGUUUCAUGGGUGGUUUGAUUGCAAUGGGUGCUACUGAAGGCUGGCCCAUCGCGGAAGCGAGAAAACAAAGUUUUUGGAACGCGGAGCGCGAAGAGGAUUGGGCCUUAGCACAAGAUCUAACUUACACGUGUUAUCAGAUGUACCGCCAAGUGCCCUCUGGUUUGUCUCCGGAGAUUGUUGUGUUCAACGAUGGUUAUAUUGGUGGAUCGGGCUCUUGGUGGCAGUCCGCAGAGGGCGACUUUUUCAUUAAGCCAGCAGACGCCCACAACCUACAAAGACCCGAAACCGUGGAGUCUCUGAUGUUUUUAUACCAUCUGACAAAGGACUCCAAGUAUCGCGACUGGGGAUGGGAGAUUUUCAGGUCCUUUGAGAAACACUCUGGCGUGCAAUGCACAUCUGACGAUUUUGAAUGUGCCUACACCUGUUUAAAGAACGUUUUGGCAAUCCCCCCAACAAGAUCAGACAAUGUGGAAAGCUUUUGGUACGCUGAAACGCUGAAAUACUUGCACCUUCUGUUCCAGGACGACGUUGAUCUUAGAAGCAUGGUCUUCAACACCGAAGCGCAUCCUUUUCCCAUCAUUACACCCGAGCAAACCCAGCACGGCGCGCUUUUGAAUACCGGUUGGGAGCUAGUCUAA